CCAAGUGGUAAGCCAACACCCGACCCGGAGGAGAUAAGCCAAUCGGACGUGCAACGGUUUCAGCCAAUCACACGCGUUGGUUUCCAAAAGCUCAGCUGUGACGAACAAAGAAAGCUAACCCGGAAACUUGCAAACGGCGGAACAAUAGUCCUUGAAGCAGGCUGGACAAUGGAAGACAUUGCAGAGCACGUCGUGGAUCUGGGCUCAAUAACGGUGAUUGAGGAUGCAGACCUGGAGUCUGUCCACACAGAAGAGGAGGAAGAUGAGGAGGGGACUCUGCUGAGAAUAAUCAUCCCUGAUAUGCAGGAGCCUCCCAGUCCUGAGUUCAAUGCUGUGAAAGUCUCUCUGGAGAAAAGAGUCAAGCCAGAAAGAAGAUAUCCAACAGCUUCCACUGGCGCUGAGACACCGGAACAAGAACAAGAAGAUGCACCCUGUCCAUCUCCGAGCUGUGAGGUCAGUGUGGAAGAAGUGGACCUUGGCAAGGUGAAGGUAGAAGCAGGUGCCCCGGAGGAAGGAGAGCACCCAGCCGUGUCCUCUCAGAGCACAGCCCCCUCAGACCUGCUCCCCGAUGGGAGCGCCUUCAGCAGCAGCAUGCCGGCCGGCUCCAAUGACCUUGUCGACUUCACAGCGAUCAACAAGGCAGGGGGCCAGUUCCACUGCGUCCUGUGCGACCGCUACUUCACCAGAAUGACCAGCCUCAAAGUGCAUGAGAGGAUCCACACUGGGGAGACGCCCUACGUGUGCAGCGAGUGCGGAAAGCGCUUCAAAGCCUCGGGGAAGCUGAAGAUCCACCAGCGGCUGCACACCGGCGAAGCCCCAUACCACUGCAGCGAGUGCGGGCAGAGCUUCAAGCAGUACGGGACCCUCAAAACACACCUGAGGACGCACACCGGGGAGACUCCCUACCAGUGCUCUGAGUGCGGGGACAGCUUCAGCCAGUUGUCCAACCUCAAGACCCACAAGCGCAUUCACACGGGCGAGGCGCCAUACUGCUGCCCGGACUGCGGGAGGGGUUUCAAGGACUCGGGGAAGCUCAAGAUCCACAGGAGGCUGCACACGGGGGAGAUGCCCUACAGCUGCAGCCACUGCGGGAAGAGCUUUCGUGAAUCGGGCAACCUGAAGCGGCACCAGCGCAGCCACACGGGCGAGGCGCCCUACCGCUGCACCGUCUGCAGUAAGAGCUUCCGCAGGAUGGAGACACUGCGGGAGCACCAGCGCAUUCACACGGGUGAGACCCCGUUCGGCUGCACGCUCUGCGGGAAGCGCUUCACGCAGAUGGGGAACCUGCGGACGCACCUGCGCAUCCACAGCGGAGACACGCCAUACCGCUGUGGUGACUGCGGCAAGAGCUUCAGCGACUCAGGGAACCUGAAGACGCACCGGCGCAUUCACACGGGCGAGACACCCUUCCCCUGCGCGGUCUGCGGCAAGAGCUUCACGCAGCGGGGCUCGCUGCGCACGCACCAGCGCAUUCACAGUGGAGAGGCGCCCUUCCCCUGCACCAUGUGUGAUAAGCGCUUCAGGGACUCCGGGAACCUGAAGAUUCACAUCCGCACUCACACGGGGGAGGCACCCUACCCAUGCACAGAGUGUGGGAAGAGCUUUAAGGACUCGGGCAAUCUGAAAAGACACCAGCUGAUUCACGCCAGGGCUUUGGCUGCGGCUACCAAGUAAAAUGCGCACCCACCCACGUGAUGGAUUUCCUUUUUUUUUUUUUUUUUUGUAAAAUACGUAUCAAUGGUGGGAUCGAAUAAAAGGAAGGUUGUGGAAUAAAGACAGUGGGGUCUCCCAACUCCCAGGUGUGUGGUUAUCUCAAUGUAACCAUAGUUACUACAGUGCUGUAUUGCUGUUAUAAGUCAGGUAAUUCACUAUAGCUAUUUCAGUGGACAUGUUUGUUUAAUUUUUUUUUUUUUUUUUUGGGUACAGUGUGUUAUGUUCAAGGACCUGACAGUAAUAACGGCUAUUUUGGUUGGUUCUUGAACUUGGAACUCCUGAACUGUUACUUAAGUACACAGAAUACCUGAGCAGCAGUAUAACCUGCAGUUUGGAACUCUUUUAUUUAAUGGUGUUAAUAAGCAAUUGUAAAUUAUUCUCAUUUUUAGGAUGGUUAAAGAGUAAGUAGCGGGGUUCCACAUCCCCACGUGUUGCUACAACUGUUUAAAUAACAUACCUGCAAUUUUUAUUUUCAUUGUUAACAUCCUGACAACUUUUUACACUUAUAACUUUAAAGUCCGUUUCAAAGCGGUUUUCAAAACGUCUGCUCUAGUACUUUGAUAGUGUCUGGAUUGUUGUCCACAUUGUCAAACAGCUAACACAGCAAUAACAAUCCAUGAUGUGGUACGGAACAGAAAAGCCAGAGCACUUAUUAUGUGUUUUUUUUUUUGUUUUUUUGUUGUUUUUUUGUAAUUGCUCUUCCUGCAGCCUCUACUAGCUUCUUAAUAGAACCAGAACUAGCAGCAACUUUUUACAUCUAUCAUUUUAAGAUAUCUGCAAGUCCCAAAUUAAAGCAUACAACUAAAACAAAGAACACACAAACACAGAAACCUUUUUCCAGUUUAAUUCUAUAGAACAUGUUUAAUCAUUUGGACUGGCUGAGCUGGUUUCUACAAAGCUGGACUGGUUUGAAUUACAGUCUCCACUAGAAAAGUUUGUACAGGUGUUAUGCCACACCUUCAAAAAAAAAACUAAAUCAUUACAUUUAUGAACGAAGGAGUUGAAACAUUUAUUUGCUUUACUAGAAGUCUUUCUCAGCGGCUUCAGUGUAAAUUCAAUGGCAAACGUUUCCACUAGAAGUCUUUCUCGGUGUCUUCAGUGUAAAUUCAAUGGCAAGGUUUUUGCUGCUGAGGUAAGCCUUGAUUGCUUCAUCCACCUUUCCGAGGCUACCCCUAGAAAUAAGUAGUUGAUGCAAUCCAGAGUUCUUCCUUUGUGCUGUAAAAUCGACAGGAAAACACAUCUGUGUUGUAUCCCAGCAGGCUAAAGACUGAUCAAGUCAACCUCUUGUUUUUUUAGACGUGUUUCAAAGUCUCUUCUGUUACAAAGUAGAACAAGAAAGCAUUGUAUGAUUACUGUGGGGUGCUGCAGAGCAGUCUGCAAUAGCACUGUAGAUCUGCUAGCCUACUGUAGGAGUGGGUCAAUAAUAUAAUAAUAACCUUUAAUAAUAAGAUACUUCAGCACAAUACAGUCUGCUUUCUGUGGUUCUUGCUGUGUGCUGAGUGAAAUACUGUUCAGCUGAAUGAAUCUACUAAACUGAUACCAAUGAACUGACAUCGAAUCAAAAGACAUGUAGGAUGGGACGGCCACAAAUGAAAUGUUUGCUACGGAAGUAGUUCACCUUUAAAUGAAGCUACCAUAGGGGGUACAUUUGCAGAAAUGAAAUUGCUUACAGUGAUAAUUUCAUAAAUCUCCCUGCCUUGUUCUUUUCAUUACUGACUAGUUUUGAAAGAAGUUUUGACAUGUGUGCAUUUUGAAACAGAAAUCUGGCACACUGGGUCAAAGUAGUUCUCAGUUUUCUUCCCUUGCCUUACAGAAAAUUGAUUACUGCGUCACUUCCUCUGUGAUUUAACCCCUGCAGUGUUAUCUGGGUCAAUGCGACUUGCUGGCUACAAAGCAUGUCAGUCAUUCAUCGAAGCAGCUGGUUGGUUACUUCGUUACUGACAGGAAAGAAGGCUGUGAAGGAGUUGGGACAAUUUUACUCUGUGUCACCCACGAAGUGCAAGACAAUCUGACAAAUUGAGUUUUUCAAACAGGGAUUUUUUUUAAAGCUGUACUAUGAUAUGUUGUAAAAAAAAAAAAAAGAACUGUUCUCUUGAGCCAUAUGUAAUUCAUUAUUAUUUUAGCUGCACUUACUUUAAAGGUGAAACAACUUCCAUAGUAAAUAUCAUUAUUAGCCAUCAUUUGUAGGUGAAACUCCCAUCAUCCCUUAGUCUAAAAAUAUAACAAGUGUAGUGGUACAUUUCUCCUACAGCCUCUCACAUUCUCUCUUUGUGUUUUGGGGUGCUUCAAUGGAUGAAAAAGACCUGUAAUAUUCAACAUCACAAAGAUUCAUACUAAAUCAAUAAUCAAUUAAACAUAUGUUACCUAUUAGAUACAGGGGGCAUCUGAUUCUAAUAAAAUGGUACAGCAGUUAUGGUACCCCAUAUAUUCAGUGCAGUAUUUGAAACUGAGGUGUAAUGCCAGAUUUUCAGCACUAGAGGCGCACAUAUCACAAAAAUAUUUUGGAGUCUAAAAAGUGCAAUGGAGCCUCCAGUGAUUACCAUGGAAUAUUUAUACUUGCUGUAAUAUCAUAUCAUAGAUUUAUAUAUAUAUAUAUAUAUAUACAUUGAUUAUCUUAUAGGAUGGAAGUGUGUGUAUUCUACCAACUUGUAAGUAUAUAACCUUCCUCAUACGAAAGCAUAAAAGAGCUGUAUUGAUGUGUUACAAAAAACAUUUUGUUUAGAAAGAGUUCAUCAUGAAGUAAAAACCUCCCUGGAAAGCACCAUCCCAGCUGUUUUCCAGGAUGCUCUUUAUUACAUUAGGAUGUAUAGAGAGAUUUUUGCUCAGCUUGGAUGUUUGUUUGUUUUUUGACCACUUUAAAUAUAUUGGUUUCAGUAGCGAUACAGAACACAAGGUGUACAAUGCUCAAUUUACUUUUGAUCACAAAUGUUUGCAUUGUCAAAUGUUUGCAUUUUUCCAAUUCACUUUAUACAUGCCAACUGGAUUUUGCUUGUAUCUCAUGUAAAGCAGACAUCCGUUAAUUCGUGCAGAUAGGGAUCGAAGUGUGCCAGAAUAAGUAGAAAACACAAAUUAGUAUGCAUAACAAUAUAGCCCUGUGCUGACAUUAGUUACAUUACACACCUACCGGUAUAUCUGCUGUUCAGAGGCAGAGGAAGCUGGUUUAAAAAUGCCACUCAUCUUGCUUUGUCUAUUUUUUGUCAAGCUAUUGAAGCUACAUUAAUAAAUGAGAAACAGAACAAACUUACUGACUUCAGAAAUGUAAGGAGACCCACCCCUGCAACAGAGACAAUGUGUAUGUAUUGAAACAUCAAAACUGCUUCUUUCAGAAACAUCAAAACUGCUUCUUUCAUUACCACCUGUACAUAAAACCCCAGAAAAGAACGUAGUCUGUUAUUACUUAGUUAUAUACAGUAUUUUACACAAUAAAAAACAUGUUAACCCUG
Acipenser ruthenus (sterlet) is the source of this 5156-nucleotide messenger RNA. RefSeq names its product zinc finger protein 501-like. The transcript is spliced from 3 exons. Gene Ontology annotation, biological process: regulation of transcription by RNA polymerase II. The coding region runs from base 169 to 1674 and encodes 501 amino acids. The record is from RefSeq and is a predicted model, not a curated record. Gene Ontology annotation, molecular function: DNA-binding transcription factor activity, RNA polymerase II-specific; RNA polymerase II cis-regulatory region sequence-specific DNA binding. Lineage: Eukaryota; Metazoa; Chordata; Actinopteri; Acipenseriformes; Acipenseridae. Gene Ontology annotation, cellular component: PcG protein complex; transcription regulator complex.